This is a messenger RNA of Echinococcus granulosus, 723 nucleotides long. RefSeq names its product Tropomyosin-2. The coding region runs from base 1 to 723 and encodes 240 amino acids. The record is from RefSeq and is a predicted model, not a curated record. The transcript has 8 exons. Lineage: Eukaryota; Metazoa; Platyhelminthes; Cestoda; Cyclophyllidea; Taeniidae.
AUGGAUGCUCUGAAGCAAAGGAUUUUAGAAACGUAUGAUAGUAAUGUUAAACUUGAGGCUGAACUUGCCGAGAAGGAUAAGGAACUUCGAACAAUCAUUCAAGAGCAGAAAGCUCUGGAAGCAGAAGUUAGGGCCGCUCAUAAAAAUCGAGAUACUCUUGAAAUAAAGGUGGAGGCUGCGCAGAAGGACCUGAAAGAGUGUCUGCUAAAGCUAGAGGAGAGUCAAAGAGCGGCUGACGAGAGCAAAAAAGCUGCUGCCAAUUUGGAGAGAAAGAGGGAUGCCCAAGAAGAACUUGUAUCUGAGCUCGAGGAAAAACUUCAACGGGUUGCUGAGGAAGCAAAGUUGGCGCAAUCUAAAUCCUCUGCGGCAGUGGAACAGUUACGGGAAAUAGAGGAGAAAAUUGAUCAAAUAGAAAGUCUAAAUGAGAAGAAGGAAAAGUCAAUAUUGGAGUUGCAACAUCUUACUGGCUUUUAUACCAACAAGUUGAAGGCAUUCAAGUCAUCAUCUGAAUCCGAAGCAGCCAGUAUAGACGCCCUUGAAAAGCAAAUACUGGAAGCCAACAAAUUGCUAGACGCUGCGAAUUUAAGGGCGAAGCGUGCUGAGGAACAAGCCCUUCUCAAUCAAAUGGAGCUGGCCAUGCUGGAGGAUGAAUUGUCCGAGUGGAAGGACAAGAACUCGACUCUGCAGUCCGAGAUCGAUCGGAUAAACGUGGAGUUGCAGUGA